Molecule: messenger RNA, 3098 nt
Organism: Heterocephalus glaber (naked mole-rat)
Lineage: Eukaryota; Metazoa; Chordata; Mammalia; Rodentia; Bathyergidae
Gene: Rps6kl1
Product: ribosomal protein S6 kinase like 1
Biological process (GO): protein phosphorylation
Molecular function (GO): ATP binding; protein kinase activity
Source: RefSeq, a predicted model, not a curated record
GCCGGACCCCGCCCCUGUCCAGAGGGCGAAGGCAGCGGUCUGCGGAGCACGCUCGCCCGCCGGGCGGUGGCUGCCGGCGAGGUCUGGCCGGUUCACGGAGCUCCAGGCUCUGGCGGGAACGGUGUUUGCUCGGUUCCUCUUCCAUCUUCCCAGACCCCAGACACAGGGAAGCCAUGAGCCUGGUGGCCUUUGAAUGCCUGCCUAGCCGAGGCCUGGAGUCCAAGCCCUGCUCACGACCACGAUCCCAGGCCUGUGUUUACCUGGAGCAGAUUCACAGCCGGGCGGCCGCGGGGGCAUCUGACAUGACCAAGUGUGACUACCUGGUGGACGCAGCCACACAGAUCCGACUGGCCUUAGAGCGUGACGUUAGUGAGGACUAUGAGGCAGCCUUCAACCACUACCAGAAUGGCGUGGAUGUGCUGCUCCGUGGUGUACACGUUGACCCCAACAAGGAGCGGCGUGAGGCAGUAAAGCUGAAAAUUACCAAGUACCUUCGGCGAGCUGAAGAGAUCUUCAACUGCCACCUGCAGCGGACGCUGGGUAGCGGAUCCAGCCCUGACACGGGGUUCAGCAGCCUGCGGCUCCGGCCCAUCCGCACACUGCGCUCUGCCCUGGAGCAGCUGAGAGGCUGCCGGGUGGUCGGGGUCAUCGACAAGGUGCAGCUGGUCCAGGAUCCAGCAACUGGAGGGACCUUCGUGGUGAAGAGCCUGCCCAGGUGCCAUGUGGCGAGCCGGGAGCGGCUGACCAUCAUCCCACAUGGGGUCCCCUACAUGACAAAGCUACUACGGUACUUCGUGAGUGAGGACUCCAUCUUCUUGCACCUGGAGCAUGUGCAAGGAGGCACCCUCUGGUCCCACCUGCGCUUCCAGGUGCACCCCCAGCAUUCUGGCCCCAGGUCUGGCUCCACUCAGAAGACGAGGGCCCAGCUCGACACCUGCCUCAGCCUCCUGACCCCAGCACGGCUCCCUCAGGGCCACACCAUUGUGCAGAACAGAAUCCCUCUGGAGCAUCCUCAGACUUCUCAGAGCCUUCCCCCAGCCACCCCAGCCAGGGAGGCCCUGUCCCUCAGGCCCCAGCGAGAGCCUGAAAGUGAAUCCAUAGCCAGGACCAGUGCUUCCUGCUCCUCGGACCUCACAAAAGCCCCAAGUGGCCCCUUGCACCUGCAAGUCAGGCGGGCUGGCCAGAGCUCGGACCCUGGGCUCCCCCAGGGGCUGCCUUGGGUUCGUGAGGGGGCCAGCCAGGUGCUGGGGGGCUGUGGCCGAGGCAGAGGUCACAGCCCCCCAGCAGUAGAAAGGUCCAGCCUGGCGUGUGGUGGGGCUGUCUGGAGCGUGAGGGAGGAGCAGGUGAAGCAGUGGGCGGCUGAGAUGCUGGUGGCACUGGAGGCCCUACAUGAGCAGGGGGUGCUGUGCCGGGACCUCAACCCCCGGAACCUGCUCCUGGACCAGGCAGGUCACAUCCGGCUCACAUAUUUUGGCCAGUGGUCAGAAGUGGAGCCACAGUGCUGCAGGGAGGCUGUGGACCACCUAUACAGUGCCCCAGAAGUGGGUGGGAUCGCUGAGCUGACGGAAGCCUGUGACUGGUGGAGCUUUGGCUCAAUACUGUAUGAACUGCUGACAGGAAUGGCACUGUCCCAGAGCCACCACUCAGGAUUCCAGGCCCACACCCAGCUCCAGCUGCCAGAGGGGCUUAGUCACCCAGCAGCCUCCCUGCUGACUGAGCUGCUGCAGUUCGAUCCUGUGAGGCGCCUGGGGGCCAGAGGAGGUGGUGUCAGCAAACUCAAGUCCCACCCCUUUUUCAGUACUAUCCAGUGGAGCAGACUGGUGGGGUAAGAGGGGCAGAGUGGGCAACGGAAAACUGCUGGCCUGGUCUGGAUCUCCUCAGCCUCCGCCUAUUACCCAGGGUUGGCCCCUCUGAUCAAUGAGCUUCAGGCCAAGAUUGUAGGGCCUUUCCUGCUCAGCUGCAUUUGGACCUCAGAAGCAAUUAUUGCCACUGCUCCAAGAGGGCCAUCCCUGGAGAAGCUACAAGGGAAGGGCAGCCAGGCUUACCCUUUCCAGCCAUGUCAACAGACACCUGUUGAGCACGUACCUAGUACCUUUAACACCGACAACAUUCAAGGGUUCACCUUUGUCACACUAGCUCUGAACUGAUCACCUGCUGAGCCUCUACCUCAAGGUUUUGUGACACAUUCACUGCCACGCUGUGCCACACUUUGGACAUCUCUGGAGACUCGUCUCAGGAUACUGAUCCACUAGCUCAGUGGACCCAAACCAGGGCUGUCCUGGCUUAAGUCAUGCAACGAGUGGCCUGCUCCCACCACAGGCUGUCCCCCAGGGACAGGGAGGCUAGGCAGCAGGGACAAAUCUGUAGAGUGGGGUCGGUAGGGGACAGGAUGAUGCAUUCUCCACUCCUGCCCAGGCCCAUCUUAUGAAUUCAGCCUUUGGAGAGCAAAAAAGGGAAGUGGGGGAGAAAGCGACAAUUUUGCCACUAAGAACAAGUUUGAAAAGAGAAUGAGCUUCCUUCCUCAGCUAGCCCACCUGUGUGGGGGAACCUGGCCUGUGGGUCCGAGAGGGGCUGAAGCAGCUAAGGCAGGUCACACCCAUUAGGAUUUCCUUCUCAGGAGUUUGAUCUCUUCACUUUUCUGCAUUUGGAUCAUGAGGAUCUACUCAAUUCACUGCCCACUGUGACUUCACCCUUUUAGAAUGAGACACCACAAAACACAUGGAACGAUUGCUUACACUUUCAAUCAGAAGCACAUUGCUUCUGGUCUCUAACGAACUGGGGUAAGUGGGUACCUCAAAGACAACUCCUCCCCAGGUCUGAGGGCUCCUUUCAGGACUCACCCUGUCACUGGGGUGUGGCAUCAAGACAAACUUCAUUACACCUCUGCCCCCAGCUCCUUCCCCGUCUCUAUCACCCCCAGGUGGAGCAGACAGGUUUGAGUCAGGCUCUGAAAGCCCAGCUCUCCCAGACUUGUGUCCUGGGGGACCGACUGUGAACAGAGGACAGGGGAAAGCACAGCCUGUGGCCAACUCCCUUUGGUCUAUGUCUUGGCUGUCCCCGGGGUUUCCCCAUCCCCCAAUAAAACCUGCUCUUCCUGU